AUGUCGGCGUCGGGCGGUCCAGGCGACACGGGACUCGCUCCCCUCUCAUCCAACCCUCCACAAGCGCAAGCCCAAUCAUCAUCAUCACCACCACAACAGCAACAAUCACAACCACAGACUCAAUCACAGGCAGACUCACAGCCGCAACCCCAAUCUCAACCUCCGCAAGACCCAGUACCAGAUACGAACCAGGAUGACGGCUUCGACGACCCCCUCCAGCUCGUCCCCGACACCGCAACCCCGACCGACUCAGACACCGACUCAGCCUUCGAAGGCCACUCCACCGCCAGCACCUCCCUCGCCUCCUCCAUCCUGAAUUACGAGUACACAAAUGGACGUCGGUACCAUGGCUAUCGCUCCGGCGCAUACCUCCUCCCCAAUGACGAUGAAGAGCAGGACCGCCUCGACCUACUCCACCACAUCUUCCUCCUAAUGCUCGGCGGGAAGCUCUACGACGCCCCGAUCGACCCCCCUCCGUCUCGAGUCCUCGAUAUUGGCACAGGUACAGGAAUAUGGGCCAUCGACUUCGCAGACGAAAACCCUGGCUCCGAGAUUCUGGGCACCGACCUCUCCCCAAUCCAGCCCACCUGGGUUCCUCCCAAUGCCAAAUUCUACAUUGAUGAUGCUGAGUCCGACUGGGUCUACUCCUCCUCCGAGCGCUUUGACUUCAUCCACAUCCGUGGCCUGUCUGGCGGCAUAAAUGACUGGGACAAGUUGAUCAGGCAGUGCUAUGAUAACAUCCAACCUGGCGGUUGGUUGGAGUUCCAGGAGCCGGAGGCGUGGGUGCUGAGUGACGAUGACACCAUUGACCGCGCACCCAACAUGAGGCAGUGGCAAGAACUCGUUAAUGAGGCCGCGGCAAAAUUUAGUAAAGAGAUCCGCGUCGCCAGUGGCCUGAAGGAGAAGAUGGCCGCUGCCGGCUUCGUGGACCUGCAUGAGAAGAUGGUCAAGGUACCCAUAGGACCCUGGGCUAAGGACCCAAAACAGAAGGAAAUCGGCCGCUACCAGCGUGAGCAUAUGGCCAUGGGUAUCGAGCCAUACACCUUCGGCUUCAUCGGAAAGGUGCUCGGGUGGAGCGAGGAGGAAUGCAAGAUCAUCACCGCCAAGGUAAUCAACGAAGUCCGGGAUCGUAGUCUUCAUCUCUACCUAAGGUUCUUCUUCGUGUACGGACGGAAGCCCGAGUAG
Molecule: messenger RNA, 1185 nt
Organism: Aaosphaeria arxii CBS 175.79
Lineage: Eukaryota; Fungi; Ascomycota; Dothideomycetes; Pleosporales
Product: S-adenosyl-L-methionine-dependent methyltransferase
Exons: 2
Coding region: 1-1185 (394 amino acids)
Molecular function (GO): methyltransferase activity
Source: RefSeq, a predicted model, not a curated record